Molecule: messenger RNA, 515 nt
Organism: Zeugodacus cucurbitae (melon fly)
Lineage: Eukaryota; Metazoa; Arthropoda; Insecta; Diptera; Tephritidae
Gene: Sumo
Product: small ubiquitin-related modifier 3
Exons: 3
Coding region: 187-456 (89 amino acids)
Biological process (GO): protein sumoylation
Cellular component (GO): nucleus
Molecular function (GO): ubiquitin-like protein ligase binding; protein tag activity
Source: RefSeq, a predicted model, not a curated record
CGUUCGCGCCUGUUCGGUAUUUCAACGUCGUUGUGUGGUCGGCAUUUUUCACUACUUCAUCAAGAUCGCAAGAGGAAGGAGGAAAAGUAAAAAUUUGCACCGAUUAAUUUAACAAAGUGCGGCAUCGGUGAAUUCAAAUUUUUAUCUCUAUUUAACUACAACUAAGUGAAAAACUAAGCAUCAAAUAUGUCUGACGAAAAGAAGGGAGAAACAGAGCACAUCAAUCUGAAAGUGUUGGGACAAGACAACGCCGUUGUUCAGUUUAAAAUCAAGAAACAUACACCUUUAAGAAAACUUAUGAAUGCAUAUUGCGACAGAGCGGGUCUAUCAAUGCAAGUAGUACGGUUUCGCUUUGAUGGUCAACCAAUAAAUGAAAAUGAUACACCAACAUCAUUGGAAAUGGAAGAAGGUGACACCAUUGAAGUGUACCAACAACAGACGGGAGGCCGAAAUUAAUUUUGAAAUUAACCAAGAAAAUCUAUAAUAAAAACAAAACUUAAAUAUUACAAACAAAA